Messenger RNA from Oldenlandia corymbosa var. corymbosa, 2345 nucleotides. The record is from the annotation of a GenBank genome assembly. Lineage: Eukaryota; Viridiplantae; Streptophyta; Magnoliopsida; Gentianales; Rubiaceae.
CCGCCCCUUACCUUACUGUUUGUUUCUCUGCGAAACCUUUUGUACGCUUCGAACUGCUCCAGAAAGUCGAGAAAAUUCUGAUCCUUUUGCUUUUCUACGGCGCUUCGAAUUGUUUUUUUGGAUCGCUCCGACGCUGUAUUCUGGACAUGGAUUUAUUCCGGAGAGCUAUAGUACAUCCAGGACCACCGGCUGAAUUCGCUCUUCAAACAGUUCAAGAAGCCAUAAAACCUCAGAAGCAAACAAAGUUAGUUCAAGAUGAGAAUCAAUUGCUGGAAAACAUAUUGCGGGCACUACUGCAAGAACUAGUGGCAGAAGCUGUUAAGUCAGGAGAAAAAGUCAUGGAAUAUGGACAAUCAAUUGAUGUUGAAGAUAAUCAUGGACACAUUCCUCGUCUUCUUGAUAUUAUCCUUUAUCUUUGUGAGAAAGAGCACAUUGAAGGUGGCAUGAUUUUUCAACUGCUAGAAGAUUUGACUGAAAUGUCCACUAUGAGAAAUUGUGAAGAUAUCUUUGGUUACAUAGAGAGUAAACAAGAAAUACUUGGGAAGCCAGAAUUGUUUGCCCGAGGAAAGCUAGUGAUGUUGAGAACAUGCAACCAACUUCUACGCCGCCUUUCAAAGGCAAAUGAUGUAGUCUUCUGUGGACGAAUUAUCAUGUUUCUCGCACACUUUUUCCCGUUAUCGGAACGUUCUGCUGUUAACAUAAAAGGAGUAUUUAAUACAUCAAAUGAAACAAAGUACGAGACAGAAGCUUCUGAUGGUAUUUCUAUUGAUAUGGGCUUCUACAAAACUCUUUGGAGUUUACAGGAGUACUUCUCUAAUCCUGCUUCAGUGUCUAUUAAUCCUUCCAAAUGGCAGAAGUUUAUGUCCAGCUUAAUGAUUGUGUUGAGUACUUUUGAGGCACAACCUCUGACGGAUGAUGAAGGCAAUGCUGUCAACCUUGAGGACGAGGCUGCCACCUUUAGUAUAAAGUAUCUUACGAGCACUAAACUAAUGGGUCUAGAAUUGAAAGACCCAAAUUUUCGACGUCACAUUUUGGUUCAAAGUCUCAUCUUGUUUGAUUAUCUGAAGGCUCCUGGCAAAAAUGAUAAGGAUAUGCCCUCCGAAACUAUGAAAGAAGAGAUAAAAACUUGUGAAGAGAGGGUUAAGAGGCUUCUUAAAAUGACCCCUCCCAAAGGAAAAGAUUUUCUUGAAAGUAUUGAGCAUAUAUUAGAACGUGAAAGGAACUGGGUAUGGUGGAAACGUGAUGGCUGUCCUCCAUUUGAGAAGCAACCUUAUGAAACAAAACAAGUUCAAGAUGGCGUGAAGAAACGUCGUCCACGCUGGAGACUAGGAAACAAAGAACUUUCGCAGUUGUGGAAAUGGGCCGAUCAAAAUCCGAAUGCUUUAACUGAUCCACAGCGAGUGCGAACCCCUGACAUCAAUGAAUACUGGAAAUCCCUGGCUGAGGAUAUGGAUGAAUCCGCUGGAAUAGAAGCAGAAUAUCAUCACAAAAACAAUAAGGUCUACUGUUGGAAAGGUCUAAGAUUCUCGGCCCGACAGGACUUGGAGGGCUUUUCUAGGUUUACUGAACAUGGAAUUGAGGGUGUAGUUCCCUUGGAUCUUCUACCACCUGAUGUGAGAUCAAAAUAUCAUGCUAAAACCGUGGAUAGGUCCAAGCGUCUGAAGAAGGAAGAAACAAAAACCACCGGCCUACCCGAAGAAAAAACGGUGGCUAAAUUGUCUAGCGAGACUAUCGCCGUGGGGUCCAAAACCAAUCUUGAAGUGUCAACAGCAAUACCAAUAGAUGCAGAUGAUGCAUCAGCGGGGGCUGUUACCUUUCAAGGUGGUGCUACUCCUGAUGAAUCUCAGAAGCAAAACUCGGAUACAGAUGGCCAAGAAAUACAGAUGGGAGAUGCUGAUGCCGAGGCCGAGGCUGAGGCCGAUGCUGAGGCUGAGGCUGAGGCCGAGGCCGAGGCCGAGGCCGAAGUAGAUACAGGGAUGAUGGACGGGGAGACAGAAGACGUCGUUGAUUUAGAAGCUGGCAGCUGAUAGAGUUUCAUUUUGUUUUAUCAUUGUUUAUUUUUUUUACCUUUCUAAUUUUUUCAUAAAUUGGCUAAAUUUGAUUAUUGCAUCUACUGGUUGAUGUAAUUCCUAAAUCCGGUCUUCCUAUUAUUCUUAUAACAUGUAGAGCACUUUGCGAAAUUCGCCCCAUAAUUUCGUUUCUUUCUACUCUACACCAAUUACUAUUGUUUUUGUGGUUGCGUCAACCAAGAUUUCGGACUCAAGAUUUGAACAUAAAAUCAGCAUCUCUGUAUUGAAAAUUUUACGAUAGAGGAGAUGUAUGCACUUUUUUUAGUACGAGUAGGA